CUAGUAGAUCUCUUCGUCCCUCUCUCGUACUACACCAUUCAUUCAUUCAUUCAUUCAGAUUGAGAGACUCUCUCUUCUUCUGGCUCUGCAUGCAUCUCUCUCUAAUAUAUCAACCAGUAUUUGUCAGGAUUUGGGCAUUUCUUUGUAAAAAUAAUUAUACGAUCAGUGUGUGUCUGUCCAAUCUCUCUCUUAUCGUCUUCUAAAGUUUCUUAUUCUUCCUUCAUUCUCAACUCUCUCUCUCUCUCUCUCUCUCUCUCUCUUAUAACUUCAAGAGACAAAAUCUUUCUUUUCUUUUCUUACAUCUCUCUCUCUCUCUCUCUCCCUCUCGGCAUAUUCUUUAGAAAGUUAACCUAAAAAACAGAGGAGCAAUGAAGAAAAUGGUGUUAAACCUGGAUUUGCAUGAUGAUAAGGCAAAACAAAAGGCCCUUAAAACGGUUUCUACUCUCCCAGGAAUUGAUUCGAUUGCAAUGGACAUGAAGGGGAAGCAAUUGACUGUGAUUGGAACCGUGGAUCCGGUGGAUGUAGUAAGUAAGCUAAGAAAGUAUUGGCCCUUGACGGAUAUUGUACUAGUAGGACCUGCGAAAGAGCCGGAAAAGGAGAAGAAAGAGGAGCCGAAGAAGGAAGGUGGUGGCGAGCCGGCGAAAAAAGAAGGAGAAGCUCCCAAAGAAGAAGCGAAAAAGGAAGGAGAAGCGCCAAAGAAGGAAGAAGAGAAGAAAGAGGGCGGCGAUAAGAAGGAGGGAGAGAAGAAAGAUCAACCGCAACCACAACCCCAACCACAACCGGUUGUGCCGACACCGGAGCAGCAUGUGUUGGAACUUGUAAAGGCGUAUAAAGCAUAUAAUCCUCACCUAACAACAUAUUACUACGCUCAAAGCAUCGAAGAAAACCCUAAUGCUUGCGUUAUAUGUUGAAAACAUAUAUUAUGUUAUAUAAUUUGGGGGAAAAUGAUGAACCGAUCUAUAGUGAGGAUGAAGAAUAAGAAACAGGAUAUAUUGAUUCGGUUGGAUCAUCGGAUAUGUUUUUUUCUGUCCUCGAUAAUGCGAGGAAGCUUAAUUUCCUUAAAUCGAUUUCGAUGAUAUGUUUUCUGUAUAUAUCGUCGAUAGUACUAGAAUUUUGUUUUUUUUUUUACUUUGAAGGGCACUUUCUGUAUAUAAUGGUGUUAUAUAUGUACGUUAGUAUUUUAA
Molecule: messenger RNA, 1184 nt
Organism: Camelina sativa (false flax)
Lineage: Eukaryota; Viridiplantae; Streptophyta; Magnoliopsida; Brassicales; Brassicaceae
Product: heavy metal-associated isoprenylated plant protein 39
Molecular function (GO): metal ion binding
Source: RefSeq, a predicted model, not a curated record